This is a messenger RNA of Microtus oregoni (creeping vole), 1316 nucleotides long. It is a transcript of the gene Nrgn, whose product is annotated as neurogranin. Lineage: Eukaryota; Metazoa; Chordata; Mammalia; Rodentia; Cricetidae. The coding region runs from base 252 to 488 and encodes 78 amino acids. The transcript has 3 exons. Gene Ontology annotation, molecular function: protein binding. The record is from RefSeq and is a predicted model, not a curated record.
CCUCGCUCCAGUUCUCCCCGCCCACCCUACUGAAAGUGCCUCCUGAUUGGCUUCGAGGCCGCAGUGCUCAGGUUACAUUCGCAAGAGUUGCUGAGCGCGGGAGACCGGACCCAAGAGGAGAGAGGUUGAUUUUGUCUGGGUUCUGGUCUGGUCGGGUAGUGCCUGUCAGCCCCUGAGCUGCCACCCGAUACCGUACAGACCCCCUCGUCCUGCGCCAGGCUCCACCCCAGACAAGGACCCUCAUCACCGGCAUGGACUGCUGCACGGAGAGCGCCUGCUCCAAGCCAGACGACGAUAUUCUAGACAUCCCGCUGGAUGAUCCGGGAGCUAACGCCGCUGCAGCCAAAAUCCAGGCGAGUUUCCGAGGCCACAUGGCAAGGAAGAAGAUAAAGAGCGGAGAGUGCGGCCGGAAGGGACCGGGCCCCGGGGGACCGGGCGGAGCUGGGGGCGCCCGGGGAGGCGCGGGCGGCGGCCCCAGCGGAGACUAGGCCAGUUCCAGAGGAGAGAUGGAUGCCGCGUCCCCUUCGCAGUGACAAGACUUCCCUACUGUGUUUGUGAUCCUCUCCUUCUCACCAACCAGCCAGCUUCAGGAGCCCUCCCCACCACCUCGCCCCGCCGCGUCCUAGAGACUCCCUCUCCAGGCUGGCUUCGUCGCGACGUCGCCAAGUCCGUACCCUUUUAGUUAGCUCUCCAGUCUAACGUGGCCCCCUUUCACCUUUUCUUCCCACCCUCAUCCCAAACCCCAUAUUCGCAAAAUUGUCCUUUUGCUUCACACCCACCUGUCCCUGCGCCCAGCAUGCAGCUCUGCCUCCGCAGCCUCGGUGCGCUUCGCUGCGCGUACUGCAGAGGGCGCCCAAAGCGUCGCCCAAGUACUCUCAAAAAAGAAAAAGAAAAGCAACCAUCACAAGUCCUUUCGUUCUGUGGGCAACGAAAGGGGGCGCCCCGAGUUUUUGUACCGUCACCCCAGCCUAGCCUCAACCCCUUAAACCUGGGGCUAGGAAAGAGGGGAAGAGGGUGUUCAUGGUGUCUGAUAAUGCCCCUUGCUCUGAUGGGAAGAAAAGUCCAAUCCCACACCUGCCGGUCACCCACUUUUCCUUCCUAGCGCACCCGAGAGCAGCCCCUCCCGCUCUCCUUUGUUUAUGCAAAAGCCUCCGUGCGCCGGGAGGCUCGGUAGGAGGAGUCUUCCGCGGCCCUGCCCCCAGAUAGCCCCUCCCCCGUUGGGCUCCUGGGGUUGUGGCUGGAAGGUUUUUAAUCUCUGCGUGUGCAUGUUACCAUUCUGGGUUGGAAUGUGAACAAUAAAGAGGAAUGUUCAAGUG